CUCACAGCCGUUGGAGAUGGGGAGAAAUGUCCUCUUUUAAGAGGAUAGGGAGAUAUUUGCUCCAAAAUUAAGUUUGAGGGCUUAGAUGCCCUUUAGCACUUUGUUUGACAUCUCAGGUACAUGGAUGAUACACUAUGAUGGAUCUCUCAAGCAGCAUAUACUUCGUUUCAUCCAUCGACUCCUCCGAGUUCACUCAUUUCAGUCGAGCACUAACUCGGUCGCCGGUAAUCGGUCUUGACGCCGAAUGGAAGCCCGUCCGCUCUCAGCAGCCCAACUAUCCGACGGUCUCUAUCCUCCAAAUCGCUUGCCAUAUCGGUGAAGACGACGAAACUCGUCAUUUCUCUAAUAAUUCGACACCUGUUUUCCUUAUUGACCUCUCAGCUAUCCCUCUUCUAUCUAUCUAUGAGCUUCUCAGGGAUGCGUUUGUUUCGUCUAAUGUUCUGAAGUUGGGAUUUCGCUUCAAGCAAGACCUGCUGUUCCUGUCCUCCACCUUCUGCUCUCAGGGCUGCGAGCCAGGUUUCGAUAGGGUGGAACCUUUUAUAGAUAUUACAAGCAUAUAUGGCUACCUGCAACACAAGCAACAAGGAAGGUUACCAAAGCAAUCUAAGAGUUUAGCAGCAAUUUGCCAGGAAGUGUUGGGCAUUUCUCUUUCAAAGGAGCUCCAGUGCAGUGAUUGGUCACAACGGCCUCUCACAGAAGAACAAAAGACUUAUGCUGCAGUAGAUGCUCUCUGCUUGCUUCAAGUCUUUGAUGUACUCAAGGCCAGGGUGGCUAAUGUAGUAGAGAGUUUUGAGCAUCAGUCACCAAUCUACAAAAAGAAGCAUGGAAAAGUCCUAAAAAGAUCAAGGAAGGUGCAACAGAACAAGACAACAAUGAAAUAUUCUGAUUUGAUCAUAUACCCGGUUGGGUAUAUGCAAUUCUAGAUCGGGCAUGUUUCAAUCUGAAGAUCAAACAAGAUCAACAAAAAUAAUUUGACUUGCAGAAACAUGGAAGAAUCAGAUUUGUCUUGAUACCUGAUCGGGUAUAAUCACAUACCGGUUGGGUAUGAUUUGAAAUUCAGGCCUUCCGGGCUACUGCCGAUACCCAUCUGGGCUCCUGCCCAUUUCCCUGUAAAAGCACCUCUUUGCUUCCCAUUUUGAUAUUCAUGAAUCAUCAUACUUAAGCUCAGAUUAUAUUAAUGGUUUUUCAUAUAUUUCUUGUGUGUUUAGACUCCAAUGUGGAGCUAAACUCUUCCAUUUUGCUUUUGUAAUAUUGACGCUUGUGAUUUGUAAGUUGUGAGUUAUUUUUUUAAUCAUCCUCUUUUGAGUAUUAAUUACUAUCCUAAUUAUAUUUCUUAUUAAUAUUUGUACAUUGCUAAGUGAUCAGUUAGUUAAUGUUUCAUAUUUAUUAUUACUAGAAUUGAUCAACGAAUACACUUGUUUUUCGUUUGGUCCUUUCGUAAGUGGUAUCUUUAGAUUACCAAUGCAUGCCUUUCAUGGUUAAUAAUCUAUAGGAGAAUUAAUUAUAUUGAUUGAACCGAUAAACCUCCUGUGUUGAGGUUGUUAAUCUUAGUUGAUCGCAUCUAAAGAUAAAAUGUUGUUGUCGGGUCAAUAUAAGGAGCUUGUUCUAUAUUGACUAAAUAGUAAGAGUUAUUAAGGAAUGCCUCUCCUUAUUAAUAACUAUCCUAGAUGAAUGGAAAAUACUCCACAAUUGAGUAUUCAAGAAGGGAUAGUUAAAGUAAUAACCAUGAUAUACGAGCAUUUCAUUAAGUGGAAAUUAGCAAAACCAAGUCUCCAUCUCAAAGUUAAUCUUUUUACCUUCAUAAUUCGUUCAUCUUUGUGUUUUAAUAAUCUCAAGUUCAUACUAACUCAAAACCCCCCUUUGGUUACGAUUUCACAUUAGAAGAAUACUUUUCCUUGUAGAUACGAACUCUACUACUCUAUACUACGGUAUUACUUCUUAGUAUUAAAUUAUUUUUGGGGUGCCCUUGAUCACCGCGUGCUGUAAUCUUCCUAGAACUUCUGUGGUUUUAUUUUAUUGGAUAUGGAACCACACACCUAGACUUCUUUUGAAAUGCUGAAGGGCUAGACAUAGUAUGUGUGCUUGUGAUGUGGCACAUGUGAAUCAAAGAUGAUAAGGAAACAGUAUAUCUUAAUUAGGAUAUCUUGCAUUGGCGGGGGUAUGUACACACAUGAUUGCAUGCACACACACAUGCAGUUUGUGCUUCUAGACGGGGCACAUGUUAAUCGAGAGCUCCUCUUGCUCUAUUUAUGUGCUGAUAAUGUUAAUUGUGUAAUCACUUAUCAAUUUGUUUGAGUAAGCUUUUUAUGCACUUUAUCUCUGUUAACAAUUUAUUCUGUCUCUUGGUUCUGUCUCUUGGUUCUGUCUCUAUGUCAUGCAUUUUCCAGAGCAUAUGUUGACAUAAUGAGAUAAUUCAAUUUAGGGAGUACUGCAUGCAAUGAUGAAAAGCUCCGGUCAUCUUCCAUCAAUCUUGGCCUCAAGGAGAUUCUUGACAUGCCAAAUGUUUCUGAUAAUGUAUUGCAGAUCAAGUUCAUCAAAGCUACAAAGAUGGUCCAAACCAUUGUCACCGAUUUUCCCCUAGGAAUAACCAUUUGUGAAGAAGCGGCUUCUGUAUUUCAGUAUUCCGAAAAUAAGCGAAUGCACGAUGCAGUCAUUUGGAUUAUCAGCAAGUAUGGUGAUAAAAUAUUACUAAGUGAUGCUGACAGGAAACCCAAAAUGUCGAGGAGGAAAGUGAGAACGUCUCCUGCUGGAUUAUUGGCCAAACCUAGACAAUUGGACAGUGGUGAAGAAUGGGAAGGUCCCCCGCCUUGGGAUAUGUCCUUGGGUGGUGAUGGCUGCCCUAAGUUCUUAUGCGAUGUGAUGGUUGAAGGAUUGGCAAAACAUUUGAGGUGUGUUGGCAUUGAUGCUGCCCUUCCACCUAUGAGAAAACCUGAAACAAGGAAUUUAAUAGAACAAGCAUCCAAGGAGAAGCGAGUACUUUUAACACGAGAUGCCAAGCUGUUGAGACAUGGCUAUCUCAUAAAAAACCAAAUUUACAGGGUGAAGAGUCUUCUUAAAAAUGAACAACUUAUUGAGGUGAUAGAAACAUUUAAAUUGGAUGUUUCAGAGGAACAGCUGAUGUCCAGGUGUACAAAAUGCAACGGGAGGUUCAUACAGAAAGCUCUUUCAACUGAAGAGGCCGUUGAAGCUGGCAAGGGAUUUCAGGUCAUCCCAAACUGCUUAUUUAACAAGAAUUUGGAGUUCUGGCAGUGCAUAGAUUGCAAACAACUCUAUUGGGAGGGAACCCAAUACCAUAAUGCUGUACAAAAGUUCAUUGACAUUUGCAAGCUAAAUGAGUAAUGCGUCCCUGAAAGAAUGACUCCCCGACGGAAGUUCACUAGAUGUAUGACCAGAAGAAUUCAAAGUCGGAUGCACUAUGAAUGGAAAAAGAUAACCAGCAACUAAAUGUGGAAAUGAUACUAUGUGAUUAAAAGAUGGAAAAAGUUCAAUCCAACUGAUCCAACAUGGCACCUUGGGUGCGUCCUCCUGGCACGGACCAAGCUUUUGAAUCCAUCCAUAUGUUUUUCCUUUCUGAUAUUUAGCUUCACCACUCAAAUGACUAUCACGUGAAUGACAUUGUAAUGUAGAAUUGUAGACUAUACUUGGUAUUUCAUUCCUAUUAAAUUCAAGUUACCCGUUAAAAGAGUAACUUUACAGGAUACGUUUCUCCGGAUUUUGUAUAUGAAGACUUGAUAGGAGCUGAACUUCUGCUCGCUCCGUCCCACAAAACUUG
Molecule: messenger RNA, 3772 nt
Organism: Cuscuta epithymum
Lineage: Eukaryota; Viridiplantae; Streptophyta; Magnoliopsida; Solanales; Convolvulaceae
Source: the annotation of a GenBank genome assembly